CUUUCACAGAUCAGCUCUGGCCUCGGCUCAUCAGGGUCAGCCUUUACCCAAAACCCUCAGCGUGAUGGAGAGCACGCCGCAGGUCCGAGGCAUGCACACCAUCAUCAGGAACAAGGACACCAACAGAGACGAGUUUAUCUUCUACUCUAAGAGAUUAAUGAGGCUUCUGAUAGAACAUGCUCUCUCCUUUCUUCCUCUCAAGCCCGUGUCCGUGGAGACGCCGCAGGGUGGCGUCUAUGACGGGAAGAGGCUGAGCGGUAAAAGAAUCACAGGCGUUUCCAUCCUGAGAGCAGGAGAGACCAUGGAGCAGGCUCUGAUGGCUGUGUGUAAAGACAUCAGGCUGGGAAAGAUCCUCAUCCAGACCAAUCACGACACAGGAGAACCAGAGCUUCACUACCUCCGCCUGCCCAAAGACAUCAGUGAGGACUACGUCAUCCUGAUGGACAGCACCGUGUCCACGGGAGCUGCAGCCCUCAUGGCCGUCAGAGUGCUGCUGGACCACGAUGUAGCCGAGGAUAAGAUCUUCCUGUUGUCCCUGCUGAUGGCGGAGAUGGGGGUCCACUCGGUGGCGUACGCCUUCCCUAAAGUACGCAUCAUCACCACCGCCGUGGACAAGGAGGUCAACGACCAGUUCCACAUCAUUCCAGGCAUCGGUAAUUUUGGCGAUCGUUACUUCGGCACUGACGCUCCGUCAGACUGGUGCGAGAGCGACGAGGGGAUGGACUUCUGAGGAGCGAGCUCAUCAUCGGGGUUGUUCCUAAAAGCACUUAGAGCUGUGAGGACGGUGACAAACAGACACUCCUUCACUCCAUCCUGACCCAUGAGGUGACGCUGUAAACCUGUUGCUACCUGCUCACAUGAGAGGACUGAGUAACAUACGCACUAGUAUCCACUUCUGAGGCCUCACUCUGUGUGUUUGAGUUUCAGAUUAAGGUUUUCAGCGUGUAGGAGCAUUUAAGGACAUGAAACAUUUCUAUUACGCACAUCAGUUUGUGUUUUUAACAAAGUCUGCAACACAGUCUGCUCUGUGCAGCGUCAACAAACCGGCUGACACAGGACUUCCACCAGAUCCACGUCCGGUCCGUCUCAAAUUCGCUGCAGUCCGGCUCAGUGCUCUCUCAACACCCACCGUUAGUGUUUACAGAACGGAGCAUGGAGCAGGACCGCCGGACAGCUGGAUUCAUGUGACCGGAUUCAAGGAUUCUCCUCCUCCUCCUCCUCUCCUCAUCCAUGUUGUCUUUCUGGUCCUCUGAAAACCUCUGACCUGUUGACUCCAGGCCUGGCUCCGCUCAUCAUGACUUUGGUUUGUCGUUGUAGUUAAAGUGAAAUACGAUCUGGUGAUAACACAGAGUGUUUUAUUCUGAAAAUUAACCGGAUGUUUUCAUUUUGUUUUGGUGAAACCUGACUUCCUGUCCCGCUCCAUCUGCUCUGUUGAGAUUGAUGCGUCGUGCUCCGGCAUCCGGCACAAAUAGAAGUCUUGCAUCUCUGAUCUGGAGGGCUUUGACCUGCCGGAUCAGAGACGGAACGCAACGGAGCGGCUCCAGUGGAAGUUAACACAUUGACUAGAAUAGAAACCGGACACAGAUCAGGUGGAAUUUCACCGCGAGGUUGUCAGAGAACAUCAAAUCAUGACUAUUUCAUAAGCCAUAUACACAUUCCAGGGCUUGGACCAAACCAGAAAAGCUUGUUAGGAUAGAAUAAUGCCGUCACACACACACACAAAGAUCAUGAAACUUCCCUUAGCUGCUGAUGCUGACGCUUAUAUACCUGCAUGUGCAAACUGGAGCGCCCGUUAUCUGCUUUAAACAAAGACUUUAUAAAGUUCAGUUGAGACAUUAAACAUCGAGGAGAACAUUAUCUAGAACUCCAGCUUCUGUGAGUCCCUCCAGUAUAAGCUUCUAUGUUCGCCUGGCUUUAAACGGCACAUAUGCACGUCAGAUCCUGAGGUUACUUUAAAGGUUCAUACGUCUAUGACUGAACCCACUCACUGUUACGUUUUCACUGCAAUCUCAAAAGUGCUGCCAACUUCAUCUUUAUGCUUGAAUAUAAUUUUGAUAAUGAUGCCAGGUUUUGUCUUUGAAGCUGCAGAGGAGAGAUGUUGAGUUCUUGUACUCUCUGUGCCGACAUAAAUCAGACAUUGUUGAUAAAUAAUAGCUAGAAAAAGAAACCUAGAGCUAUGGAGGAUCAAUCCUGUGCUUUAAUUCUUAUCAGAAAUAAUCAAACCCAAACAUUUGUUUUGCACAAACACGUUAACGCCUGAUUUUUAAAUUGAAUUCUCUCUGAAUCGCGCUGGAAGAAAAGUUACUUUACUUGACGAAGCUCCCUGAGUCUGAGGGGAAUAUAUUAUUUCUAGUUAGCAUUGUCUAGUUAUUGUACGCUUCAGCUUUUUGUACUGUAUAUAAUUUAAUCUCAGGCGACUUUCACUGAAAGAACAACGAGGAGUUAAACUUGAAGAAGAAGAAGACGGAGCGAUGAUGAAGGGAAGCAAUUAAAUGUUGUUUUUUAUGUUGAACUUUAAAGAUCAUUGCUGUACUU
Messenger RNA from Notolabrus celidotus (New Zealand spotty), 2535 nucleotides. Its product is annotated as uridine-cytidine kinase-like 1. Bases 65 to 730 code for a protein of 221 amino acids. NCBI's taxonomy places the organism in Eukaryota, Metazoa, Chordata, Actinopteri, Labriformes, Labridae. The record is from RefSeq and is a predicted model, not a curated record. The transcript is spliced from 7 exons.